This is a messenger RNA of Drosophila serrata, 4661 nucleotides long. RefSeq names its product leucine rich repeat containing G protein-coupled receptor chaoptin (gene chp). Lineage: Eukaryota; Metazoa; Arthropoda; Insecta; Diptera; Drosophilidae. Gene Ontology annotation, molecular function: protein binding. The record is from RefSeq and is a predicted model, not a curated record.
GCGUGGAACGCGCUGCGGUUCGGACGUGUUUUUUCCUUGGUAGCCGAACUUCCGUUUAACGUUUGGAACAAGGAGCCGCCAGGAUUAUUACGCGAGUGUCCUGCGCAGGAGCUGCAAAAAUCAACUUGAUCUGUGGACAGUGGACAGUUUGUGGCAGUUAAAUUCAAUUAAGUUCGUUCUAAAUGCCAAUUAUCGCGAGUGCCUAAUCCAAUUAACCACAAAAUGGGCCUCGAGUUCUUCUUUAAGUUUGGCUAUGCCUUCCUGACCAUAACCCUUAUGAUCAUGAUCUGGAUGUCACUGGCCCGUGCCUCGAUGUUUGAUCGUGAAAUGGAGGAGACGCAUUACCCGCCCUGUACUUACAAUGUGAUGUGCACCUGUUCCAAAUCCUCUACGGAUCUGGGGAUUGUGCACUGCAAGAACGUUCCGUUUCCCGCACUGCCGCGCAUGGUGAACCAAUCAAAGGUUUUCAUGCUGCACAUGGAGAAUACGGGUCUGCGCGAGAUCGAGCCGUACUUCCUGCAAUCCACGGGAUUGUACCGGCUGCAGAUUUCGGGAAAUUACCUAACAGAGAUACCGGAAGACGCCUUUAUCGGGCUUGAACGGUCGCUGUGGGAGUUGAUCCUGCCGCAGAAUGAUCUGGUGGAGAUGCCCUCGAAAUCGUGGCGGCACCUGAAGAAGCUGCGCCACCUAGACCUGGGCUAUAAUCACAUAACGCACAUCCACCACGACUCGUUCCGAGGACUAGAGGACUCGCUCCAGACGUUGAUUCUGCGCGAGAACUGCAUCUCGCAGCUGUCACCGCACAGCUUCUCGGGGCUGCUUAUCCUGGAAACCCUAGAUCUGAGUGGCAACAACCUCUUCGAGAUUGAUCCGAAUGUGUUUGUGGAUGGUAUGCCACGUUUGACUCGCCUCCUGCUGACGGACAACAUUCUCUCGGAGAUCCCAUAUGACGCUUUGGGGCCGCUGAAGAGCCUGCGCACCCUGGAUAUCUCCCACAAUGUGAUUUGGUCGCUGAGUGGCAACGAGACGUUUGACAUCAAGGCCAGUACCAAGCUGAAUCUGGAUAAUUUGCACUUGGAGUACAAUCACAUCGAAGUGCUGCCGCCCAACUCGUUCAAGUACUUUGACACCGUAAACAGGACCUUCUUCGAUGGCAAUCCCAUCCACACAUUGAGGGAAGAUGCCUUUAAGCCCGCUCGGAUCAGAGAGAUUUACAUGCGAUACUGCGGCCUGACUAAUAUAUCGAUUCAGGCCUUUGACAGCCUGGUGAAUAGCCUGCAGAUCCUCGACCUGUCUGGAAACAAUCUCACCAAGCUGCAUCACAAGCUCUUCAACAAUUUCGAUGUCUUGAGGGUCAUCAGCAUGCGAGACAACAAGAUCAAGAUCCAGAAACCCACCGAAACCUUUAAUGCCAUGCACUACACUCUCCUGAAACUGGAUCUCAGUGGGGACCGGAAUGAUCCCACCAAUUUGCAGACUCUGCGCAAUAUGACCAGAAUGCGGAAUAUGCGCUCGCUGUCGAUCUCGCGGAUGGGCUCCUCCUCCCUGGGACCGGAGGACUUUAAGGACUUUGGUGUGGAGCUGGAGGAUCUGCAGAUCACUAGGGCUAGUCUCUCCGGGAUUCAGUCGCACGCAUUUAAGCAUGUGAGGGGCCUGAAGCGAUUGGAUUUUAGCGAGAAUGGAAUAUCCAAUAUUGAGAAUGAUGCCUUCCAUGAGAUUGGUCACUCUUUGAUCUCUCUGAAGAUGUCCCAUGGCUAUUCGGGAAGUGCCCUGCCGGCGGAGGCUUUGAGGCACCUAACCUCGCUGCAGGAGCUGGACUUUAGUAACAAUCAUAUAAGCAGCAUGAGUGACACUAGUUUCCAUUUCUUGAAAAAUCUGCGAUUACUAGAGCUGCACGAUAACCGCAUAGAGCAGGUUUCCAAGGGCACCUUCCAGGGCGACAUUCACUCAAAGCUGGAGGAAAUCUCACUGCGCUUCAAUCACCUGACUUCAGUGUCGACAUAUACUUUCUUUGAUCUGGAAGCAUUAAGGAAAUUGCAUCUGGAUGAUAAUAAGAUUGACAAGAUUGAGCGAAGGGCCUUCAUGAACCUGGAUGAACUGGAGUAUCUGAGCUUGAGGGGUAAUAAGAUCAGCAAUUUGGCAGAGGAAUCCUUCCAGAACUUGCCGAAUAUGGAGAUCCUGGACAUGGCAUUCAAUCAGUUGCCCAACUUUAACUUUGAUUAUUUUGAUCAAGUGGGAACGCUGUCCAAUCUAAAUGUUAAUGUGAGCCACAAUCAAAUCAGGCAACUGAUGUACAAUUCCUCAUGGAGUGGAAGAAAUGAACAUGGCGGCAUGUACCACUCGAACAUUAAGAUUUUGGAUCUCUCCCAUAAUAACAUAUCCAUAAUUCACCCGGGCUACUUCCGUCCGGCGGAGAAUUCACUGACCCAUCUGCAUUUGGGUUAUAAUUCGUUAAUGAACACCACUCGCGAUGUCUUUGGCAACAUGAUUAACUUGCAAUGGCUGGAUCUUAGCUACAAUUGGAUCCAUGAGCUCGACUUUGAUGCAUUCAAGAACACCAAGCACUUACAAUUGGUGUAUUUUGGCCACAAUUAUCUCAGCGAUAUACCGCAGGAUAUCUUCAAGCCUGUCCAAGCUUUACGAAUCGUUGACUUUUCGCACAAUCAUCUGCGUGGCCUGCCCGACAACCUCUUCUAUAAUGGAGGAAUGGAGAAAUUGGAUGUGUCGCACAACAUGCUUUUGAAGAUUCCAUCCUCGUCGCUGUCAAGCUUGGCUGCCCUGACUCUGUGCGAAUUGCAUUUGUCCAAUAACUUUAUCUCCACCAUUCACAGCAUGGAUCUAUCCAAUAAGUUUAGAUCCCUUCGCUACUUGGAUAUAUCCUAUAACUACUUGCUGCGUAUUGAAGACGCCGUCUUUGCCACCAUGCCCAAGUUGGCUGUGUUGGAUCUGUCUCAUAAUCGGGAUCUUAAGGUGAUGGAUAAGUCGUUUAUGGGUCUAGAGAACUCACUGAUCAAGCUGGGAUUGGAGAAUGUUUCCUUGAGCACCGUGCCCGAGAUUCGUCUAAAGUUCCUGCGUGAGUUCCGUUUGGGCUACAAUGAACUGCCCUCGAUUCCCCAGGAGUUGGCCACCAAUAUGUCCAAUCUUCGCAUGCUGGACCUCUCCAACAACGAUUUGACUAAUGUGCCCUUGAUGACACAAUCUCUGCCACAUCUGAGGCGUCUGAUGCUGUCUGGAAACCCCAUCACCUCGCUGAACAACAACAGCUUUGAUGGCGUCAAUGAGGAUCUGGAGAUGCUGGAUAUAUCCAAUUUCCGGCUUCACUACUUUGAGUAUGGCUGCCUGGACUCAUUGCCUCAUCUGCGAUCCCUGAAGCUUACUGCUUAUUCUCACAUCGAGCACUUUAACAUUCCAUAUUUGCUGCGCCAUCACUAUAAUAUUCGCCAGCUGUGGAUUGAAGCACCGCAGCCCUUCACCAGGAUUAUCAAGAAGGGUUCUGGACCCACUCUGGAGAUGCAGACCCUCUGGCUGGGCAAUCCCACCGAUCUUCAGCGCGAAAUGGAGGGUCAUCUGCCCUCCAAACUGACCAACAUCACGUUCAGUGGUCCACAGUUUAGUAAUCUGCACGAACGUAUCCUGAGGGGCAUGCGUUCUCCCUAUCUGUACAUGCAAUUGUUCAACACCUCACUUCAAGCCCUCCCACCGAAUUUCUUCAAGUAUAUGGGCCGUGUUCGAAACAUUUCGCUGGAUAUUCGUUAUAACAAUCGCAACCUGAAGAAGAUUCCCAACCCAAAUACGGGAGCUGUGCCAUAUCUGCCCAACAGUGUGUUCCUCACCGAUCUGAAGAUGUCCCACACGGAUCUCAAUUGCGAUUGUGAUUUGGGUUGGGUUGAGUUCUGGCAGCGUAAGAGGCGCCAAUAUAUUUGCUCUUCGCAGACCUGGACCGAUACUGUCUUCCGCACUUUCAUGAACUCACCGUGCCAGGUGUACGGACGCCAUAACUGCGAUGAUCAUGAUGAUGAUCUAAGAGAGACACGCUGCGAAAACAAAGGAGGUCAACAGCUAAUGGAGGCCCUCAAAUUCGAUCUGGAGUGCGGCUGGGAUAAUGCCAAUUGCCGGGAGGCCGCCUUUGUGGUGGUCAUGGUGUGCGUGGCCAUGGUCUUCUGGAUGUGACUUCUGCACUUUGCAUAUAAGACGUCCACCGACUUUUAUAGCAUUCUAGAGCAGGUCUAUGGCAGGCAGGUUGUGUAAGUCCUGCCAUCAGAUGUCUAGAGUUUAAGCUUGAUGAUGAGACUUUGGCCACUUUUGACUCCUUUCGCAGUUAGUUGUUUCUCUUCCGUAUACCUUCUCUCACCACUCCGCUGUGUAGCGUCAAUCUUUAGGUCCUUGGUAACGCCUUAUAUGUAGUAAUCCUCACGAACUCACAAUCCACACUCACCACACACCUCACCUUUCUGUCUGACAUGUAUGUAUAUUUUUGUAGGCCUCGAUUUGAACCACAUAUAAUCUCCAGCUAUCUUAUAAACACGUCUUACUUAGCCCACGAAUAUUUUCUGUACUUCUUUUAUAAGUUAGGUCACUGCUUAAACGCUGCUUAAACAAUUCCAAAAUGAAAGUCUGUAAAAUGUUUCAUAAACAUAUAAUAAAUAUUUACGGUAGGUUAA